Molecule: messenger RNA, 3927 nt
Organism: Electrophorus electricus (electric eel)
Lineage: Eukaryota; Metazoa; Chordata; Actinopteri; Gymnotiformes; Gymnotidae
Gene: sfmbt1
Product: Scm like with four mbt domains 1
Biological process (GO): negative regulation of DNA-templated transcription
Cellular component (GO): nucleus
Molecular function (GO): transcription corepressor activity; chromatin binding; histone binding
Source: RefSeq, a predicted model, not a curated record
CGGUGGCGCAUGCGCGGUGGCGCUUUGUGCCAUAUUGGAAUGAGGUCGUGAACGACUAGGGCGGAAAAGAUACGGCACCUAAAACCGACUCGGAAAAACUCCUCGCAGACGCCGUGAGCUCAGGUUACAAGAUGAGUCUAGAGGCUCUGGACUCAGAUGCGGACUCUGGCCAGGAUGGGUCCGAGUUUAACUGGGAUGACUACCUGGAAGAGACCGGUGCCCUGUCUGUGCCUCACCACGCCUUCAAACACAUGGACCAGGGUCUGCAGACUGGCCUGGCGCCAGGCAUGCGGUUGGAGGUGCGGGUGCGUGGCGCAGACCUCGACAGCACCGCCUACUGGGUGGCCACCAUCAUCACCACCUGUGGCCAACUUCUGCUUCUGCGCUACGAGGGUUACCAGGACGACCGCCGUGCCGACUUCUGGUGUGACAUCACCACCGCCGACCUGCACCCUGUUGGCUGGAGCAGACAGCACGGUCGACCAAUGAGGCCCCCCGACGGUGUGCGGGAGAAACACUCUGACUGGGAGGCCCUGCUGGACAGAGCGCUAUCAGAAUCCUGCAGCGCACCAGCCAGCCUGCUGGAGGGGGCCCAGCGUGGCUGUAACCCUGUAGACCUGUUAAAUCCAGGCCUUCGUGUUGAACUGCUGGACCGUCAGGAUGUGGGCGUAGUCUGGCCCGCUGACAUCCAGGAUAAUGUGGGCGGCAGGCUCCGCCUCCGCUACGUGGGCACGGAGGGUCUAGCUGACGCCCACUCCAUCACCUGGCUGUUCUACCUGAGCCCCCUGCUCCACCUGCCUGGCUGGGCCCAACAGCACGGCUACACCCUCAGACCUCCAGCAGCUCUGCGUGUGUUGUGUAGUGAGCAGCACUGGGAGGAGGUGAUAGGCUCCAUCACCUCACAGCCGCGUGACUGCAGCCUCAGCGAGGAGUUUUACAAGGACCGGCCAGCCAUUCCUCCUCAUAGCUUCACUGAGGGCAUGAAGCUAGAAGCAGUGGACCCGACUGCACCGUUCACCAUCAGCCCUGCCUCCAUCACCAAGGUGUUUGGUGAUCAGUUCUUCCUGGUGCGGCUGGACGACAUGCGUGAGGAGGACCAGCGAGAUUCCAGCAGCCCAGCGUUCCUGAGUCACAGGAACAGUCCCGGGAUCUUCCCUGCUCAGUGGAGCCUUAAGAAUAGAGUAAAACUCAGACCGCCUCCAGGGUACCAGGGCCAGGACUUUGACUGGGCGGACUAUCUGAAGCAGUGUGGUGCAGAAGCAGCCCCUCAGCUCUGCUUCCCUGAGGACCCACCUGACCAGUGCUUCAAAGAGUCCAUGAUGCUGGAGGCGGUUAAUCCUCUCUGUCCUGAAAACAUUCACGUGGCUACAGUCACCAAGGUCAAAGGUCAACAUAUCUGGAUUCGACUGGAAGGAGUGAAUCUUCCAGUUCCAGACAUCAUUGUUCAUGUAGACUCCAUGGACAUCUUCCCUGUUAGUUGGUGUGAAACAAAUGGUUACCCUCUCCAGUAUCCCUGCAAGCCCAAAGUUGAGAAGCAGAGGAAAAUUGCUGUGGUUCAGCCUGAAAGGCACAGAGUCCCAUCUAAAGACCCGUCCCCUGAUGCCCUCAGACUGCCUCUCAACUGCCAGACUGAGACGAGUCAGGCCAAUGGGAGAUACAACUGCCCAAAGAUAUACUUCAACCACCGCUGUUUCUCCGGCCCGUACCUGAACAAGGGUCGCAUCGCCGAGCUGCCGCAGUGUGUGGGACCCGGGAAUUGUGUCCUCGUGCUGAAGGAGGUGCUGACGCUGCUCAUAAACUCUGCAUACAAGCCCAGCCGUGUGCUGCGUGAGCUACAGCUGGACCAGGAAGACUGCUGGCAGGGACACAGGGAGACGCUCAAGGCCAAGUACAAAGGGAAGAGCUACAGGGCCACGGUGGAGAUCGUCCGCACAGCUGACCGCGUGGCCGACUUCUGCAGGAAGACCUGCAUUAAGCUGGAAUGUUGUCCAAACCUGUUUGGCCCACGCAUGGUCCUGGAGCACUGCUCUGAGAACUGCUCCGUCCUCACCAAGACCAAGUACACGUACUACUACGGUAAGAAGAAGAGCCGGCGCGUGGGCCGCCCCCCCGGGGGUCACUCCAACCUGGAGGGAGGCGUGAAGAGGCGGGGCAGGAGGAGGAAGAGGAGGAAACAGCUCUUCGUCCACAAGAAGAGGCGGUCCUCCGCGUCGGUGGACAACACCCCGGCAGGCUCUCCUCAGGGAAGUGGCGAUGAGGAAGACCUUGAUGAAGACGACUCUCUGAGCGAGGACACUGGCUCCGAGCUCCAGGACGAGUUAAUGGAUGACUCGGAAUAUUCUGAGAAGAAGUCGCAACCGCCGACUCCCUCUCCGUCUCCCCCGGAAACGCCCCGGGCCACACGGCGCCGCCGCAAGGCUCGCUCACCCUCAUACUCCGACGACGAGAACAGACCCCCCUCACCCAAGAGUCCGUUCAGCGAGGUUCCUCAGAAGCUGUGCUUGGACAGCAGUCCACUGGAGUGGAGUGUUCUGGACGUGGUCCGGUUCAUCAGGACCACCGACUGUGCUCCACUGGCCCGGAUAUUCAUGGACCAGGAGAUCGACGGCCAGGCCCUGCUGCUGCUCAAUCUGCCCACUGUGCAGGAGUGCAUGGACCUGAAGCUGGGACCCGCCAUAAAGCUCUGCCACCACAUCGAGAGGGUCAAACUGGCCUUUUACCAGCAGUUUGCAAGCUGAGAGUGGUAUUGCCUGUGUGUGUGUGUGUGUGUGUGUGUGUGUGUGUGUGUGUGUGUGUGUGUGUGUGUGUGUGUGUGUGUGUGUGUGUGUGUGUGUGUGUGCACGCUCUUCUGCAGGUUGUCAUAGUGACGAACCAAACGCAUAAAAGCUUUUUUCUCCUUCCUGUUUUUUGCUAGUUAAUGUGAUAUAAAAAUAUGCUACAAAAGUAGAAUGCUGCAUGUCCUUAGCAGGGCAAGUCCUGGCGUUCUUCUGGCAUUCUGUUCAGACGGAACAGCGUCCUGCACCAGACACGAGUCCCUUGGCAAGUCUGCCAGUUCAGCGUUAGAAUGAAUUUCAGUUAUAAAACAUUUUCCAUCUGUUUUCCAUCUGUUUUGAACCUUUAAUAAUCGCUGAGCGGAUGACAAUGCAGCCAUUUUAAGCACAAAGACCAAUUGCCCAUGUACUGUAAGUGGUAUGCAAAAGUGUACAUAGUAGAGUUUGCCUGUACAUACUGUAAAUAUCAGAUGAAUCUGUUUAGUGGGACGGUAGGUCCCGGUUCCUACCAGAUUUUCUACAAAGCUGAGGUUUACACUGUACGUAAACAGGAGCAUUAUUUUUCAGCCAUGUUUUGCCUGGCAUUCGGUAUUGCAGUGGGAUUUUGUAUAGAUGCCAAUAGCACUGUUUCUUCUGUUUGACAGUUACAUGUUCAAACAGGGAUGUGUUGCUAAAUAAAAAUCAGAUGUAAUAUAGUGGAUUAAUAUGUUACUGUGAUUGUUGUGGUUAGGAUUCAAGCACACAGAGAUUUCAGGUAAUUAAAUUGUAGCUAUGAAAGCGUUUGAUGGUUCAGAUUCCAGGGUCAGUUCAACGUUUCGAUCGGUUUAAACUUGGGACUCUAAAGACCGGCGUGUCGGUGGACUGUAAUCAGAGGGCUUUCGAGAGGAACACAGCUAAGCUUACUUUGAUUCCAUUCCCCUGGUUCCUUCUGGAAGCAAUUCUAAAAUGGUGAAAGUAACUUUGUCUUUUUGUUCAUUUUUGUUCAUUCCUGUUUUGUUUUUGUUGUCUUUGACAGAUUGGUUUGCGUCCGAAUUAGUUUUACCUUUAAAUGUAUAUGUUUGUGAAAUGUUAUUUAAAAGAACGUGAACUAAACUGGAUCAAAUGUAUCUCUUUCACAAGGGAUGUUGUAAAUAAAAUUAAACAACUUCUUGAAUCA